Adineta steineri is the source of this 940-nucleotide messenger RNA. The record is from the annotation of a GenBank genome assembly. NCBI's taxonomy places the organism in Eukaryota, Metazoa, Rotifera, Eurotatoria, Adinetida, Adinetidae.
UCAACAAUAUCAACAAUCCCCAUGGGCACAACAACAACAACAACAACGACCAUAUCAACAAUCCAACUCUCAGUAUCAGCAACGACAACAACAACGGCCGUAUCAACAAUCCAAUUCUCAGUAUCAGCAACAACAACCAUGGUCACAGCAACAACAACAACAGCGACCAUAUCAACAAGCCAGUUCUCAAUACCAGCAACAACAACCAUCGGCACAGCAGCAACAACAACAACGACCAUAUCGACAAUCCAAUUCUCAAUAUCAGCAACAACAACAACGCCCAUACCAACAAUCCAAUUCUCAGUAUCAGCAACAACCACCGUGGGCACAACAACAACAACAACAACAACGACCAUAUCAACAAUCCAAUUCUCAGUAUCAGCAGCAACAACCAUGGGCACAACAACAACAACGACCAUAUCAACAAUCUAAUUCUCAGUAUCAGCAACGACAACCAUGGACACAACAGCAACAACCACAACAAUCUAACUCUCAGUCUCAACAACGACGACCAUGGGCACAACAACAGCAACAACAACAACAACAAUCAUUUCCUCAAUAUCAACAACCAUUUCAACAAAUGCAGAGACCGCCAAAACCAUCUCGUCAGCCAAUGCAGUAUCAAUCGCCACAGCAAUCAAUUUCACGUGCACCUCAGCUUCAAGGUCAACAAUAUCGACCACCAAUUACUACCCCGAUGACUCCAACUACAAAUAAUGUUAAUACGACUACUAACAACGCUUCAAUAACUCCAACUACAUCAGGCUAUUGUAAUUGCAAUUGUCAAUGCCCUUAUGGUGCUGCUAACCCUAAUAUUCAAGGUGCCAAUGUAGUCUAUGAAUAUUCGCCACCACCACCAUCAUCACAACAACAACAAACAGCUCAACGCCGACGACGACAAUCUGAUAUUGAUUCUCAUUCUAUUCUAUUUGGAAAAUAA